Molecule: messenger RNA, 3013 nt
Organism: Xiphophorus maculatus (southern platyfish)
Lineage: Eukaryota; Metazoa; Chordata; Actinopteri; Cyprinodontiformes; Poeciliidae
Exons: 7
Coding region: 658-2664 (668 amino acids)
Source: RefSeq, a predicted model, not a curated record
CAGCAGAGCAGCUCACCCCGUCUUCCUGAGGCUCCACAUACAGCUCGUCCCCGAUCCUGGACAGAGAGUGGACGGCUUUGCCCAGCACUGUGCGUAAGAUGUGAGGAACGCUGCCGUGUUCUCACUCUCCUCCCAUCAGAGGUGAUAUAAGCAGCUGCUGACGAAGAGGUAUUACUAGAACAGGCUUGAGUGCCCAAACGGUGGACAUUUAGAGAAAGAGAGACACUUUUACAAGAAGCAAGAGGAGCUAUGUAAAAAGCUUGUUUUUCAAGAGAGAAGGACUUUUGUUGCACAAUUUGAGGACUGUUGAAAGAGUGGAUGUAAAAUGACAGCGAGGCGUAUUUGAGAAGAAGCAGCAGGAAGAUAAGAGGUAAAACGUGGGCCUCGGCUUGAUUUCGUGGUGAGGAACUGUUCGCACGAUGAAAAGAGAGCCGAAAACUUGGCAAGAGCAAGCCAACCCUCGUCGGAGUCUUUUCAGCCAAAGCUGGAUUAAAGGAGAGAAAUGAUCACAGCACAGGUACAUUUUUCUGUCUUGUUAUUGAGCUUCAACGAAAUGCAGCAGUGAGUAGAAGCUAUCCCUGUUGCGCUGGAUGUGCUACGUUGUUCACAUGUGUUUCAGUGAAACCAGGAUCUGACACACUGAAGAUUUGUUCCUAGAUGUCUCAGUCACCUCAUUCAACAGACAGCCAGGCCGUGUUGCAGUCUAUGCUGCAGAGACUGAAGCUUCAGUCAGGAAGAGAGGGCCAGACGCUUUUUCAAACACCUGUAUCCUCCUCUGCAGCUCCGACUCUGGGCCAAAAUGGUGAGAGAGGAGCUGCCAGCCUCCAGGGAGUUCCCAGCAGUCCUGUGAAUGUGCUUAGUUUUAACGGGUACCCUUCAAAGGAGUUCUCAAUCUCAGCCACAAACAGUACCUCUGGCUUCCUAAGGGAUGAAAAACACCAAGCAAGUUCUGCUUUGGAAGAGACCAGAAGUCCAACUUUCUUCCCUUCACAGAAAGUCAGCCCCAAUGGAGACUCAGGCAAGAAGUGGGAGCUGGGUCAGGCUCCAGGGCCUGGGUUCUCCCCAACAAACACAAGGCCGCUUUUUCCUGCUAAACCACAAAAGGAGGUUAAACUCACUUUCUUUAAGAGGGCAGAUACAGAGAAGGAGAGCAUUGGCAGCACCUUGAUGAGAGAAGACGUUCCUGCUAAUACCGGUGCUGUUUUGAACAUGAUGGAAAACCAGAACCACGUCCCGGCGUGGUCCGGGAACAGCACAGACGCCAGUUUAGCUGGUGGGGGAAAUAUAGGAUCCCAUGUUGGAAACGGAGGAUUCGGCAGCUUGCAACAAAAUAACGACUUGCAGGUAUUUUCAAACAGCCAAGUAGCAACAAGCAUGAGGAGAAAACGAUCAACUGAGAAUAAAACGAGAAGAUGGACACAGAAGCUCAAGGAGAAAUUUAAGGACAGACAUGGGAAUUCUGGAAAAAAGGGAAAAGAAGAUGGACUUCCUGGACAAGAAACGCAAGUAAUAAUGCCAGAUACACCAGGCAACAAACCAAAUAAUGAUCCAGUUGCAACCUUCUCUCCUUCGGACUGCACUGAUUCCAGCAAAUUACAUCCUGCACAAACAGAAGACAACACUACUGCGAGCUACAUCGGGCGUAGCAGUGACUUUGACAUCGGCUUGGGGUCAUUCAGCCUUCUGGACGAGAUCACCAAGGGUCAGGAGUGGGCUAAGUUUUUAAACCCAAACCUCUCCACAUCCUUAGUAACUGAGAGACCAUCAGAGAAGCCAUCAAGCCAUUCCUAUAUUCAGCCACAGCCUCACAGUCUUAAUCAGUCACUGGGAACUUUGAAUCAGGUUGGAGUUGGGAACAACCAGUGGAGCUUCAGGAGUACAGAGUCCUCACCUGGUCCAGUCUUCAGCAUGCCACAGUCAGCCCCUGUUUUCCCAGCUGCAAACAUGGACACUUUAGCAUUAAAGCAGCCGGCUGACCAGUCGGAGCCAAUGGAAGAUGGACAAAGCCGAUCGGAAAUGCUGUCCAAACUCCAGCUUAGGCUGUCAGCGUUCGCAGAGCCAUCAGAUAAUCCUUACCAUUCAAUAGCAAGAAACAGAAUCCAGGUGAGCAGAAAGAGGCAACAUCAGCCAGCUGAGAGGAAAGAGGAGAGAUUUCAGACUGAGAAAAUGAGUGAUGGAGGAAAGACAGAUAAAGGGCCCUUAUCUUCACCAUCCUCAACCAGCAUCCAAAUGAUGGAAGAGUCAGUGGAGUCACAGCAGAGAAACAUCUCAUCUUCACAAGAGCAAAGGUCUCUUCCUGUCUCUCUGUCUUCAACAUCGCUGAGUCCUUCUGCUCCGCCUCCCCGGAGUGUGCUCAGAAACACCAUGUCCCAUGAAGCCGAAUCCGCAAUGGAGACUAUGACAAAACGGAGACGGGUCGAGGAGAACCGCCGGGUUCAUUUUUGCGAGCAGGUGGUCGCCAUAGAGUCGCCGGACAUCAUGGACGAUACGGUGGAAGAGGAGGAUGAGGAGGAAGAUUUGGAAGCAGAUGAUGACUCGUUAUUCGAGCCGGACUUUGAGGCAGCACAGGCAGAAAUAGACGAAGUGUUGCCGGCCCGUCGUUCAAAUCUCCCUGCUUGGAUACAGGCUCUGAAGAGGAUGAAUGCUGGGAAAAAGCACAGAUAGUGGCUGUAGAACAGAAAUGACUCUACUGAAUAAGUAAUGUUUAAAAAAUACAUUUUUAAAACCAUCAUAUUUGAGGAGAGUUUGUCUCCAAAACAGAUUUAUCUGCUUGUGAAAGUGCCAGAGUUUUUAAAGUGGUUUGAAACCACUGGUCUAGGACUCUUUGGUUACAGGAAUUUCUGCUAUUUUAUGCAUUUUUUCCAGUCAUACAUGGAAACCAUAUAAAUUAAUAUUCCUACAGAAUGUGUGUCAAAUAUCUCUGGACACUUGCAUUGUCCUGCUCAGAAACUGCUUUGUUAACAAACAAUCAAUCAGAUCAUAUGCGUCUAGCAAUAAAGUUUAAAUGAAAUGA